Messenger RNA from Rhopilema esculentum, 3017 nucleotides. RefSeq lists its product as uncharacterized. Lineage: Eukaryota; Metazoa; Cnidaria; Scyphozoa; Rhizostomeae; Rhizostomatidae. Gene Ontology annotation, biological process: neuron migration. The record is from RefSeq and is a predicted model, not a curated record. Gene Ontology annotation, cellular component: membrane; cytoplasmic vesicle.
ACCUCGUAAUUUGAUUACUAUAAGCGAAAAGUGUUUGCAAUAUGUUUAAGAUGAUAUACAAAGCCAGCUUCGGCGUUGAAAUGCAAAAUCAUAGUGGAAUAUGAAGAAGAUGAAAUGUUUUGGCAUAAAACUUCAAUACUUUUGGAAUUAAUUUGUUUUUGCUUAGCGUUCGCGACGUCUGCUAGAAGCCUUCGGCUGGAAGAUCAUGAAAACAAAUGUACACAUGGUGGAAUUCUAAAUGGAGUUUUCCUUCAUGGUGGCAUACAGUCGCGGAAUGACACAAUUUUCUCAAACAUACCAAGCAUGGAGGCAUGCAUCGAGAAAUGCUGCCGAACGAGCAAGUGUGAUUUGGCAAUGAAAGUUGGCAGUGUUUGCCACGCUGUCAAUUGCCAAGAUGACGAUUCCUGUCAAAUCUCACACAAAAAGAAAGGGACAGAGCUUAGAGCAGAAAUCUCAUUCAUAACGAAAGGGGAAGUCGUCAAAGAAGUGGCUACAGCAAAAACUCGUAAACCUUCACUUGAAAAGCAGAAGGUAAACUUUCAGCAAAGCAUUAUCAACAAGAAACCAACUUUUGCAGCUCAGGGAAACACACCUAAAACCACUCCGAGGGUAACUAAAUUUGUCCCUUUAUUACAACCAGCAGUUAAACAAAAUGAUGAGCAAACAGAAGCUGCAGCUUCCGGCUCUGGAUCGGCGUCCGGAUCGCUAGAAGAGGAGGACAGAAUUUCCGGAUCAGGACUAGUAACAGAUGACAUCGAAGAAGCGCUCGGAGCUACUACUAAGGUACAUACUACGGUCAAAGAGACCGACGAAAAUAACCUGCUUGGAUUAGGACCAAGCAUUGAUACGGAUAAUGCUUCACCUGAAGCGACACUUGCAAAAUUGCCAUCUGCUAGCAGGUCUGCUAUUCCUACUCCUUCAAAGCAAGGACAGUUUGGCACCAAUCUGGUGCAAUCAUUGAAAAGCUACUCAUUUAUGGAAGAAGACCAGGACAACGAGGACAGAGAUAACAAAAGCGAAGAAUCGCUGGGCCAGGACGAUCAUGAAGACAAGGAUGAAAAUAAUGAUGAAAAGUUGAAAGCUAAAACAAGCAUUGAAUAUAAAGCGAAUGGAAAAGCUACUAAUGCUGAUAAAGACGAAAAACAGGACAGCAUGCUAAUGUCAUUUAAAAAAGGCAAACUAGAUAAAAUUCAGAAAACAGAGGAGAUUCUGAAGGAAAAUGACGAUGUAAAAUACAUCAAUAAUGAAAAUUUGAAACAUGACACGGCAAACACUAUAUUAAAUGACUUGAAAAAUGCUGUUUCGGACACGGUAGAGCUUGACAAGUCUAAAAAAGGGCAAGGCAAAACAACUGUAGAAAAACCUAAUUCUCGCAGUGGUAGCAACAAAGUGAGGACGGGUAAAAAUGCUAGCUUGGCAUUGAUCAGUAAUUCUGAGAAUGGCCACGGAAAUGCAAAUGACGAGACGGAUUUAGGCUCGGGCUUGAUAAAAACAAGAAAGCAAUCUGUUGAAGUUGUAGGCUCUGAUACAGAAAACGCUGAGGGAACAGAUGAGACAGUGAAAAAGACAUUGCGAAAUACCAAUACUUUAAAAGAUUACAAUAGUGUUACAAGAGGGACAAUAAGUGGGCUAAGAAAUAAGGCAUCACUUAAAAAUGUAAAUGUAGCUAAAAAGGCAAACACAGUUGAAAGAAGGUCGAAAAGUGGAAAGUUUUCUGUAAGAGGCACAAAAAGUUCAGUGCUUAAGAAGAAAGAGCAAGUCACACCGUUACAGAAGCAGCUGUCAACAUUGUUUUCUAAGAAUGCAAAAAACUUCAUGCCCAUUGCAAGAUCAUUGAAAAAGCCUAGCAAAAAAUCAGAAUUUGAAAAGAUACAGCGAUUGCAGCGACAAAGAGACCGAAAUAGGCACCAUGGAAAGGGCCAGAAUUCGCUAUCUCUCUUGUACGCAAAGAAGUCUGAGAGGGACAAAGUAAAAUUUGUAAUUCACAGAUUUAAUGAAUGGCAUGGCUGGAAGAGAGACCAGCUAUUAAAUGUUCCAAGAGAAAAUACUAAGUGCAGAAGAGGCGUGACGAUCCGAGGUGCAACUCUUCGUGGGGGGAUUUUGGCAGGGGAUUUCAAGACUGUUGGCAUAGUCAGCAACCAACACGCAUGCGUGAAUUCUUGCUGCAGGAACAGACGCUGUGACGUAGCACUUAUGCUUGGGAAGGAGUGCUUUAAUGUGAAAUGCUACAGCACCAGCCUGUGUGGCAUUGCACCUGCGACGGCAAUUUUCGACGAAGUUACUCCAGUUUUAACAUACGUUCGUGGCCAUAUAAGCAAAAGAUCUGCAGACAUUCAAGAAGAAAAUGACUCUAUACCAGAAGAGGCCGCAGAAAACCUUCAGCUUCUAAGAUGGUUGAAGAUAUUUAUAUAGUCAGAAAAAUGAGGAAUGACAAAGAAAAGGUGUACUGGACUUAAAGGCGAUGACCAGAGUCAUAGGCAAAGAACAAACGACUAAAAGACUAUAUUGAUGAUAGCUCAAAUGUGGAAGGGUGUAAAAUGUGUAGCAGCUCCAGGAGGAAGGACAUUUAAAAUGGAUGCCUUGAAAAAAGAAGAGCAAAAACAGAAAAAAGAUAGCGGCCUGUCCACUACACCACGAUACUGAAUAAUCUGUAAUCUUAAAUGCAACAUGCAGGACUAGAAUCACAUUAACGUAUUAUGCAUCAGGGAAAUGUAGCAUGGAGGAGUCGUUUUGGUCUACUGGUAUUGGCAGACCAGGUUUAUUGUCGACAUUCUACAAGGGGGAGGAUCUCUCAGUCAGCUGCAAAGCAAUUAACUGACCCCCAUUCAGUGCCACAAAGCGGUUUGUAGGCAACUCUACAGAAAAAGCUCAUACGGAACUUUGAUGCCUUGAAUAUAGCGAACACUAUGAUGCAAGAACACGUAAACGUUGACGACGACUACCUCGUUGACUAUAUAUAUUGAAAUUUUGGGAUAAAUAUAAUUAAUAUCAAAGGAUUCAGAGAUGUUGUUUUUGAA